CGUUUGAAAUCUGUCACCCUCACUUACGAGCGCUGCAUCUCUGGUUGUCACCGGUGAAUAAUGAUCGCACGGCGAUAAGAUCGCUCUGCGGCGGUGCGCCGGGGCCAUCGGGGGAAGAAAAGAGGAAAUUACGAGGCGUUUAGCCUCUUCAGCGGGGUGUUCUUCAGUGUCAUCGGUGGGUGUCAGGGUCAAAUGACCGGCUGGAGAGCAGCUUGGGAAGAAAAUUUCCUUUCUCCUUUCUUUGAGAGAAACCUUUGGUGAUGGUGAUCAGUGACAGCUAUGGAAAACAGAGACCUCGGUGGUGAACCUUAGAACUAGUACCAUGCCGCAGCCCAGCUGUUCUGCCACUUUCUCCCCUUUCAACCUGCCUGACCCGGUGGGCUUUGGGUGACCUACCAAGGAGGACCCAUCUCCACAGGAGCAGGACGGCCAGAUUUGGCACAUAGCUGAUAUGAGGACUUUUCUGACUUCACAAAGCUGUGUGUGACAUCAACAGACUUCGGUGAAAGGAAAUAUCCCUGAAAGCACAGAGACUUUUGGUAUCUAAAUUAACAAGUUGUUCAUCUGCGAAGGCAUGACUAGUGUUUCUUGCAGCACACAUGGAAGAAGGCAACAAACUUUGUAACCCUGGAUAACAAGACUGUGUUUUUAUCAAAAGUAGUCAGUAGACUAAUUAUAAAAAGAUUAUUUUAUAUUUAGCCACCAGGACUUGAACUCUGGCCUGAACACUGGACAUUAAUAGAAGCCAAUUUUAAUGACCUGAGAUUUUGCUACCUGUGCUUUAUUAUUGUUAUCAGUUCUUAAACACUUUGGUACUUUAUUUCUUUAGAUUAGAAAUGGGUUCGUGGACUAAAAUGUGGCCCACAGAUUGGACUCUUCUCAUGAAAUCAUGGCUUAUCUUUUCCCUGGGGCUCUGCAUGCAGAUCUCCAAAACUUUGACCUGUCCAAAAGUGUGCCGCUGUGAUCGAAACUUUGUCUACUGUAAUGAGCGAAGCUUGACCUCAGUGCCUCUUGGGAUACCGGAGGGUGUAACGGUCCUCUACCUCCAUAAUAACCAAAUUAAUAAUGCUGGAUUUCCUGCAGAGUUGCACAGUGUCCAGUCUGUGCACACAGUCUACCUGUAUGGCAACCAAUUGGAUGAAUUCCCCAUGAACCUGCCGAAGAAUGUCAGGGUUCUCCACCUGCAGGAAAACAACAUCCAGACCAUUUCUCGUGCUGCUCUUGCUCAGCUUUUGAAGCUGGAAGAACUGCACCUGGAUGACAACUCCAUCUCCACUGUUGGCGUUGAGGAUGGGGCAUUCCAGGAAGCCAUCAGCCUCAAGCUUCUGUUCUUGUCCAAGAAUCACUUAAGCAGUGUACCAGUAGGCCUUCCGCUGGACUUACAAGAACUUCGAGUAGAUGAAAACCGAAUUGCUGUAAUUUCAGACUUGGCCUUUCAAAAUCUUACAAGUCUGGAGCGUCUGAUUGUGGAUGGCAAUCUCCUUACUAAUAAAGGCAUAGCAGAAGGCACCUUUAGCCACCUCUCCAAGCUCAAGGAAUUCUCAAUCGUUCGAAAUUCACUGACAUACCCUCCUCCCGAUCUUCCAGGGACACAUCUGCUAAGGCUUUACUUGCAGGACAACCAGAUAACCCAUAUACCACUUACAGCCUUUUCAAACCUCCACAAACUGGAACGUCUUGAUAUUUCCAACAAUCAACUUCGGAUGUUGACAAAGGGAGUAUUUGAUAAUCUGCACAACCUGAGACAACUCACUGUAAGGAAUAAUCCCUGGUUAUGUGACUGCAGUAUUAAGUGGGUCACUGAAUGGCUCAAAUUUAUUCCUUCUUCCAUCAAUGUACGGGGUUUUAUGUGCCAGGGACCAGAGCAGGUCCGAGGUAUGGCAGUCAGGGAGCUGAAUAUGAAUAUGUUGUCAUGCCCCACCACCACCCCUGGUCCGCCACUUAUCAUCACCCCAGUCCCAGCUACAACCAUGCCAACUACAUUAGUUCCCACCUCAUCGUUUUCCCUCCCAAGUAGCAAAUAUAAUCCUCUCACUCCCAUCAUAGCCACGCUCCCCACUGUGCCUGAGAGGGAGGACAGAGAAAGGGUGACACCUCCUUUAUCCGAAGGGAUUCAGCUCUUCAUCCAUUUUGUGAAUGACACUUGCAUCCAAGUCAACUGGAUGUCACUUUUUACCGUAAUGGCAUAUAAACUCACAUGGGUUAAAAUGGGCCAUAGUCUGGUAGGAGGAAUUGUUCAUGAACGAAUAGUUAGUGGUGAGAAGCAACAAUCAAGCUUGGUAAAUCUGGAGCCCAAAUCCACCUAUCGGAUUUGUUUGGUUCCAUUGGAUACUUAUAACAGUUACCGAACUGGAGAAGACACUGUCUGUUCAGAAGCCACGACCAAGGCUUCCUUUUUGAGCAAUGGCAGCAACAUCCCUUCCAGCCACGAGCAGACAACUUCUCAGAACCUAGGCUCCCCAUUUCUGCUGGCAGGGUUGAUUGGGGGUGCAGUGAUAUUUGUCCUCGUGGUUCUGCUCAGCAUUUUUUGCUGGCAUAUGCACAAAAAAGGUCGUUACACCUCCCAGAAGUGGAAAUAUAACCGGGGCCGUCGGAAAGAUGACUACUGUGAGGCAGGGACCAAGAAGGACAACUCCAUCCUGGAGAUGACGGAAACCAGCUUCCAGAUUGUCUCCUUAAAUAAUGAUCAGCUCCUUAAAGGAGAUUUCAGACUGCAGCCCAUUUAUACCCCAAAUGGGGGCAUUAACUAUACAGACUGCCACAUCCCCAACAACAUGCGAUACUGCAACAGCAACGUCUCAGACCUGGAGCACUGUCAUACGUGAUAGGGAAGAUGGGGGUGUCUAGGACAAAGAGGAAAAAACUCUAGAAAAAAUAAGCCCCCCAGCAAUGAUGAAAAGAAUUACAUUUGAUAAAUGUUACAAAGAUGCAUUUAUGCAUUUGAAUACUCUGUAAUUUAUACGUUGUACUAUAUAAUGGGAUUUAAAAAAAAGUGCUAUCUUUUCUAUUUCAAGUUAAUUGCAAAUGGUUUUGUAACUCUUUGCUUUUUAAAUCUUUAAAAAAUAUUGCUGAGUACUGUACAGGGUUGUACAAUAAGAACCCAAUGUCAUGGCAAAGGAAAGAGUGACUCAUUCUUCAAACAUUAACCACUUUGCUGUCGAAGCUGUCUGAGGGAUGUUAAGUUAAGUGUCCUGAAUACAGGAAAAUAAGUGUGUAUUAAAACAGGGUCACUAGGAACAGACAAAAGCAAUUCAGAUAAAAUGGGUACAACCCUUCUGACUUGAACCCAGCAGUUGCUGUUGAGCUUCAAACAAUUGGAAAUACAUGUGCUGCCCUUUGUCAGUUCUACAUUUCCUACCUCCAACUGAAAGCUGGAGUUCUGAGUGCUGCCAAAAAAGCUACUUUCUUGUUUGAUUAGUUUUCUCCCAGUAUACUUGGAAUAGGAAAGGUAGACAGAGCUCAAUGUCAAACUCAAAGUGACCUUGAUUCCUAUCUGCAAAAGCUACUCUGAAAAUGUCCCCCAGUACUAUGUACUUUUAUCAUAGAAAAUAUUUCUACUUUUCAUUAUGAUUAAGAAGCUUUAGGCAUUCUCUGACCCUUCUCACUGGGAGGUGAAGGUUAUCAGAAUGUAACUGAGAGCUGUCAUUAAUUUGCACGUCUGUUUAAGAGAGCAGCAUUUGUUGAUGCAGCGUGUUCAGGUAAAACCUGAGUGAGAAAAAUUCCAAAUGCUCCCAGUUCUGCAGCAUUCAUUUGCAAGUUGAAAUCUAAAGAUGUAUAUUGCUGAAAACAUAGUGCAAAAUAUAAUGUCAAUGGAAAGGUUGCUAUUGAUUUUUAUGGUUCAAGCUAUGUUUGACUUAGGAGUCUGAGUUGCGUUCACUAUGAAGAAAUAGAAAAAAAAAGAAAGAGAAAACAAAUAAGAAAUGUAUUGUAAAAGUUUAUUUAGUACUGGAACUCCAGGCAUAUUAUAAACUGAAUUACCCUUCUUUUGUCUUAAGUUUUCCAUAAUGAUCUGGGCUUUACAAGUGCUAGGUGGGCUUAGAAUUUGCUUUUUAUUCUCUCAAAUUCUUUAGCUGCAAUACCUUCUAAAUCUUUGAGCUUUACAUGCACUAUGCAAAAUGUCAUGCUUGUAUUAAAACCAUGAUGCAGCUCUCCAAAUUAUGCAAUGUUCCAGCCACUCUACUGACUCAGUGACUGCCAGGAUUUGUUGCCAGCUCAGUGGUGGAAUCUAAUUCUUUGUUUUUUUCAGUUUGUUUUUUAAUGCGGCUCAUUUUCUCCUGAGCUUGGGGACAAGCUAAAGUUAUAUCAAAAUGAAAAAAAAA
Molecule: messenger RNA, 4319 nt
Organism: Empidonax traillii (willow flycatcher)
Lineage: Eukaryota; Metazoa; Chordata; Aves; Passeriformes; Tyrannidae
Gene: FLRT2
Product: fibronectin leucine rich transmembrane protein 2
Exons: 2
Coding region: 837-2825 (662 amino acids)
Molecular function (GO): protein binding
Source: RefSeq, a predicted model, not a curated record